Molecule: messenger RNA, 1809 nt
Organism: Actinia tenebrosa (Australian red waratah sea anemone)
Lineage: Eukaryota; Metazoa; Cnidaria; Anthozoa; Actiniaria; Actiniidae
Product: arylsulfatase B
Molecular function (GO): sulfuric ester hydrolase activity
Source: RefSeq, a predicted model, not a curated record
UCCGGUCGAAGUGAUUUGUACUGUCUUGUACCAGGACAGAGAUCAUAAGCAGCCCAACCCGUCCAAGAAGCACCAUGUUAUACUUAGUUCUGCUCAUAACUAUAUUCUCAAGUGUAUAUUGUACUCCUCCUAAUGUUCUUCUGGUUGUUGUAGAUGAUCUCGGAUGGAGUGACGUCGGAUUCCAUAAUGUAACAUCGAUAAAGACACCAAAUAUCGAUGCAUUAGCAUACGAAGGUGUUAUUCUGGAGAACUACUAUGUGCAGCCUAUUUGUUCGCCUACCAGAAGUGCUCUACUGAGUGGAAGAUACCCUAUACACACUGGUUUGCAACACGGAGUUAUCAAACCCGAUGAGCCGUACGGCCUGCCACUGAACUUGCAACUGCUCCCACAGAUGAUGAAGAAGGCAGGCUACGCCACUCAUAUGGUUGGUAAAUGGCACCUCGGGUUUUUCGAAUGGCCGUAUACUCCCACCUACCGGGGAUUUGACACAUUCUACGGGUUUUACGUUGGUGCUGAAGAUCACUGGACCCACAAGCGAGAGGGGAUACUAGAUCUACGGGAUCAGAAGACGCCGGUGAAAGACAUGAAUAACAAGUACUCUGCUGAAAUAUUCUCAAAGCGAGCAGAAGAGGUGAUUAACAGCCAUAACACAUCAACACCUAUCUUCCUUUAUCUUCCGUUCCAAAAUGUUCACGCGCCAACACAGGCGCCUCAGCGAUUCGUGAAUAAAUAUAAAUAUAUUAAAAACACUAAAAGACGAGAUUAUUCAGCCAUGGUUAGUGCUGUGGACGAGGCGAUAGGUAAUGUGACCAAUGCCUUGAAGAAAAAGGGAUUAUGGGAGAACACAUUGAUGAUUUUUACAACAGACAACGGUGGUAUUCCUUUAGGAGGUGGAUACAACUGGCCUCUCAGAGGACACAAAGCCUCACUUUGGGAGGGAGGGGUGAGAGGGGCAGGAUUUGUUCAUGGAGAGAUGAUAGCCCAGAAGAAGCGCAWUUGUAAAGAGCUUAUCCACGUGACUGACUGGUACCCGACUCUUUUUGCUCWGGCAGGUAUCAAAGGCUCUGCAGUCCCACCUCCACUUGACGGUUUCAAUGUCUGGGAAGCGAUCUCAAACGGAAAGCCCUCUCCAAGGAAAGAAAUCCUUCAUAACAUCGACRUGGCUUYGUCAYCAAUACUUGAUAAAAGUGGUGGYCAUGAAGGGAUUGCUUUACGUGUUGGGGACAUGAAGAUCAUGAUAAAUGUACCCAACUUAACUUGGUUUAAACCACCUGAACUGGAGAAAAAAUGGCCAGGCGGAGAAAAUCAAGAGGAAAAAGAUCAGGGAUUCAAUAAUAUAAUCAAAAUGGCGCUGUACAACAUCACCGCUGACCCUGAGGAACGCACUGAUCUCAGUACCAGACUUCCAGAUGUAGUAACGACCCUAAUGAAACGAGUUGAUUUCUACAUGAAGGGCGUGGUACCAUCCCUUAAGACUGCUCCUGAUAAGAAAGCAAAACAAAUGGCUAAACGGAAUGGUUACUGGGGGCCUUGGAGAGAAUAGAAUUAAUUCGUCUUUGCGYAAUGUUUUCCCAUUUCAGACCACGUGUCAUUCUCUUGAGAUUAAGAUUCUUUGUUUGAGUUGUAUCCACAUUCAUGUGUCUUCUCAUGCGCAACUGUUAAACAAAGAAAUUUUAUUCUAGGGAAUAACACGUGGUUAUGAAAUGGGUAAACAUUACACCAUGAGACGAAUUAGGUGUAUUAGAAGAAUAGCCUGGGUAUUACAAGGGAAACACAUCUGCUGCCUGAACAGAAAUGAAAAAAAAAAA